AUGCCACCGCGCAAACCCUCUACAUCGAGCGUUCAUACUGUUCGCCUUUCUACGGGCAUCGCCGCAUGGAUCACGACUACUAUCACACGCAUCAAUGCCAAGACCAUGAGCGACCACGAAGCAGACCCAGACCCACCAGAGAACGCCACCACCACCACUACUCACUACACUCUAUCCGAAUAUCGAGCCAAACAUCCUCCCAACGCCUCCAAGCCCACAGCCAGAAAGUCUAGAGCAAAUAAACACAUCCCAAACGAUGCACCAACCGAACACAAGAGCCAAGAGACAGACACGUCUCGAUCCACCACGCCAUCAAUCCAUCGCCAAAGCCAAAGCCAAAGCGCUACACCCUCCCAACGCAAUAGUCCACCGCCGGAAGAAGCGCCACAGAAACAGAAGAAGUACAAACCUCGCAAGCACAAAAGAGGUUGGCAGCGGAAGAGUCACCAAGCUGAUGAAGCUAAACAAGAAAAUAGCCAGGGCGGGCAGGACGACGAAACGGUGGCUGGGCAGCUUGAGAGUGGUGAAGAUUGUGGCGUGGGUGCUGCAGCGGUCGACGAUUCACAUCGACAUCGACUCGGAACUUGGACUGAUCUGGAACUGGACGGUUCAACUGCGCUAACUCGCUCUGUCAGUUGGUAA
Molecule: messenger RNA, 642 nt
Organism: Cyphellophora attinorum
Lineage: Eukaryota; Fungi; Ascomycota; Eurotiomycetes; Chaetothyriales; Cyphellophoraceae
Exons: 1
Coding region: 1-642 (213 amino acids)
Source: RefSeq, a predicted model, not a curated record